AUUUAAUUCACUCUCAGCCCCCCAACUUCUCGACUCUCCGAUUCCUCGGCGACCACUGUACUCGGAGAUAACGAAGUCGCCGGUCGAGUGAGGUGUCGCCGUCGUGUGAUUAGCCGGAGAUCUUCUCCCUUUCUUUCUCGGAUCCUUGAAGUGGCUCUCUUCCAGGUGUGGUGCUGGUGGCUUCAUUUGUUUGUACCAGAGAAAGCUGUAUGAAAAUUGUAUGUUGCCCAGAUGAGCAAAUCUGAUGUUAUUGGCAGUCGAAGGAGGAGGGUUUUUCUCUGCUUCAGCUUCUGGCUAUAGCAAGGGUCUGACCCUUCUUCUCUUGGGUCAGAAGAACCAAGAAAAACCCAUGAGAGUUUCGCCGUGGAAUCAAUACCAGUUGGUGGACCAAGAACCUGACCCUGACCUCCAGCUGGCUUCUAGGAAGAACCGGCUUGUCCGCGGGUGCGCCUCCUUUCUCUGCCUUGGUCAUGCUGCCACAGGACUUGAGAGUCCUUCUCCUUUGAAAGUAGGCCCUACCCAACAGCAGGAAACCCUGCCUGGAUCCCCUAUUCCACACAAAGGAAAGGAUCAUAUCCAUACCACUGAUCUUGUUGGUGGUGACAACGAUAAAAAGCAUGCUCUUAAGAGUAACUUGAAGAAGCCUACACACGCAACUCCAAUUUCUGAUGGUGUCAAUGAACAUGAAGCAUUAUGCAAGAAGGGAGGUGAUAUCCCUGGUGAUACGGAGAGGAGAAAAGUGCAGUGGUCAGAUACUUUUGGAGGAGAGCUUGCAGAGAUAAGGGAAUUUGAGCCUAGUGAUGUAGGUGGAUUAGAUGAUGAAUUUGAUAAUGAGAUUGGAAAGAGUUGUUCGUGCAAAAUAAUGUAGUUUCAGCAUUUCCUAUAGCAGCCUGUGAGCUCUUCCUCUACUGGAAGUCCAUGAACAACGCAAUGGUAAAGAGUUACCAUUAACAGAGCUUGCUUCAUCUCCCCCUUAUUAUGCCGAAGUUUGGAGUAAAGAAGAAAUGGGAUGCCGAGUUCGUGGGACAACAGCCAUCACAAGGAUUUCUGGUCAGGGCUGGCUUCAGCAGAAUGAUGGCCAUUCGUGUCCAUAUUCCAUUGCUUGGUAUUUCAAUUUUGUUAAUCUGGUCUUUCCCUUUUCUUAUUUAUCAUUUUUUUUUUAAAUUCAUGCUAUUAUACAGUGACUGGGUUGGCCAUUGUUUCAUCGUAAUUAUUAUUGUGCUAUAUUUCAGUUUCACCUUUGUCUAUAAGGUUUAACAGAUUUAUGUGGAAGUUCCUAUGGUGGGCGUAGGUGUUGGUCUUUGGCAUUUUCAGACAGAAUUGUAUCUCGUGUCUUCUCUUGUUGUUUUCCUGGGAAUACUUCUAGUUAUGCUCU
Messenger RNA from Diospyros lotus (date-plum), 1375 nucleotides. RefSeq lists its product as uncharacterized. NCBI's taxonomy places the organism in Eukaryota, Viridiplantae, Streptophyta, Magnoliopsida, Ericales, Ebenaceae. The transcript has 3 exons. The record is from RefSeq and is a predicted model, not a curated record. The coding region runs from base 245 to 868 and encodes 207 amino acids.